This is a messenger RNA of Chelonia mydas (Green sea turtle), 4908 nucleotides long. Its product is annotated as alpha-2-macroglobulin. The record is from RefSeq and is a predicted model, not a curated record. NCBI's taxonomy places the organism in Eukaryota, Metazoa, Chordata, Testudines, Cheloniidae. Gene Ontology annotation, cellular component: extracellular region. Gene Ontology annotation, molecular function: endopeptidase inhibitor activity. The transcript has 37 exons. Bases 234 to 4760 code for a protein of 1508 amino acids.
UCAACAGAGAGCCCCAUUCUCAAACCAAGCAGGGAUGGUUCUCACCCUUCUUAUACAAAUCGGGCUCAAGCCCAUCCCCCAUUGCUUCCCAUAAAACAUCUUGACCGCUGCACCCCCAAUUUGAAGGAGCAUCUUCCUCUUCCCACAGCACCUCGUCUAGCAUUGGCUCUGGAUGGUCCUGGCCCCCUGCCCUUAUCUUGCCCUCCGGGGGCUGUUUGCAGAGAGAGGUUUAAAUGGGUGGACCCAAUGGACAGCCAGGGUGCAGGGAGCCAGAGGACAAGGCUGUGUGUCUGCCUCACUCACCGUCCUCGCUCUGCACCAUGGGGAAGGACAGGCUGCCCGGUGGCCCGAACAUCUUCCUCCUGCUCCUCUUCCUCCUCCCUGGAGACACGUCGCCCACCACCGAACCGCAGUACAUGGUGCUAGUGCCCUUUCUGAUCCACACCAACGUUCCUGAAAAGGUCUGUAUCCAGCUGACCCACCUGAACGAGUCUGUGACGCUGAGCGCCACGCUGGAAUACACAGGGGAGAACAGGAGCCUGAUCGCAGAUGUGGUGUCGGAGAAGGACGUGUUCAAGUGCGUCCCAUUCACGCUUCCCAAAUCUAACAGCUCGGCAGCAGCGUUUCUCACGGUGCUGGUGAAGGGGCCGACGCUGGAGUUCAGGAGCCGGAAAUCGGUGCUGGUCAAGAACUCAAAGAGCCUGGUCUUUGUACAGACAGACAAACCCAUCUACAAACCGGGACAAACAGUCCUGUUUCGAGUUGUCUAUCUGGAUGAAAACUUCCAUCCUCUGAAUAGGUUGGUUCCACUGGCCUAUAUUGAGGACCCCAAGAGGAACCGCCUGUAUCAGUGGCAAGAAGUUGAGUUAAAAGGGGGCUUCACCCAGCUCUCCUUCCCCCUCACUUCCGAGCCCAUCCAAGGGACCUACAAAGUGGUGGUGCAAAAGGGCUCUGGGGACAAGGUGCAACACCCCUUUACUGUGAAGGAAUAUGUGCUGCCCAAAUUUGAAGUGCUGGUGAAGCUGCCCAAGAUGAUCAGCAUCCUGGAGGAGAAGUUGAAGGUGACAGUCUGUGGUCUCUACACCUUUGGAAAGCCAGUCCCUGGCCUUGUGAACUUCCGUGUGUGCCGGAAAUAUAACCACCCAGGCACCUCCUGUUAUGGCGAGGAUGCAAAGGCAGUGUGUGAGGAAUUCUCCGGACAGGCAGACAGCCAUGGCUGCAUUUCUGAAGUGGUAAAGACCAAGAUAUUCCAGCUCAGGCGAGCUGGGUACGAGGAUAAAAUCCACGUGGAAGCCAACAUUAAAGAGGAGGAGACCGGGGUGGAGUUAACUGGGACGGGCUCCUGCAAACUCACAUCCAUCAUUAGCAAAGUCACCUUUGAGAAGGUGGACUCCCAUUACAAACCUGGGGUCCCCUUCUUUGGGCAGGUGAAGCUGGUGGAUGGGACCAAUGCGCCAAUCACCAAUGAAAUAGUCCAGAUUUCCGUGGAAGAGAGCGACUAUCAAGUCAACUACACGACGGAUGAACAGGGGCGAGCACGGUUUGCCCUGGACACAUCUAAGUUCAAGUUUGCCUCCAUUGGGCUCAGAGCAACUCAUAAAACAGGCACCUACUGUUACGACCGUUCCUGGACCAGUCCUUCAUACGAAUUGGGCUAUUUCAGAGCAAAGCGGUUUUACUCUUCGAGUAACAGCUUUCUCAAAAUAGAGCUUGUGUCAGAGACGCUAAGCUGUGGCCAUACUCAGGAAGUCCGGGUGCACUAUAUCCUGAAGCCAGAGGCCAUAGGGGAGCAGAAGGAAAUCGUCUUCUACUAUUUGGUGAUGGCCAAAGGAGGCAUUGUGCGAGCAGGGACCCAGGCUCUGGCUGUGGAGCAUGGUGAUGUUAAUGGGACUUUCUCACUGAUGCUCCCCGUGGAGUCUGAUAUUGCUCCCCUUGCACAGAUGCUCAUAUACACCACUUCACCCAGUCAGGAGCCGAUUGCUGAUUCAGUCAAAUUCCAGGUCGAAAAUUGCUUUGCCAAUAAGGUCAACUUGCAUUUCUCACCGGCCGAGGGCCUCCCUGCCUCCGACACUCACCUCCGGGUUGGAGCCUCCCCGGGCUCCCUGUGCGCCGUCCGUGCUGUGGACAAGAGCGUCCUCCUCAUGAAGCCUGAAGCCGAGCUCUCGCCCAGCUCUGUGUAUAACCUGCUGCCAGUGAAGGAACUUCAGGGAUAUCAUCAUGGCACAGACGUGCUGCCGAUGGAUCCCCAGGAGGAGUGCAUUGCCGCAGAGAAGAUAAUUGUGAAUGGAGUCACCUAUGCUCCAGUGUCAGAGCCAGAUGAAGAGGACACUUAUAGCAUCUUGAAGGAAAUGGGUUUAAAGGUCUUCACAAACUCCAAGGUGAGAAAGCCACAUUACUGCCUCCAUUUCCCUCAAGUUGCUUGGGGUUACAGAAGUGCUGAAGGACUUAGCAAUGAAAUCAGGAUGCCAGCACAAGGACUCAGGAGAACUGGUUACCCUGCCAUGGCUGAGACCCUUCCAACAGAGGUGGAGACAGUUCGAAAGUAUUUCCCGGAGACAUGGAUUUGGGAUUUAGUGUCUGUGAACUCCAACGGAAGUGCUGAAUUGCCCUUGACAAUCCCUGAUACCAUCACAGAAUGGAAAGCCAACAUGUUCUGCACCUCGAGUGACACUGGCUUUGGCCUGUCCCCAACCGUGUCCCUCAGAGCCUUCCAGCCCUUCUUUGUGGAGCUCACCCUGCCCUACUCCGUGGUGCGUGGCGAGGCCUUCACGCUAAAGGCCACUGUCUUCAACUACCUGACCCGCUGCAUCAGGGUCAACAUCUCACUGGCUCCAUCUGCUGACUUCCGAGCUACCCCUGUGGAGAAGGAAGAGGACUCUUACUGUCUCUGUGCGAAUGGAAGAAAAACAGUGUCCUGGGCUGUGACCCCAAAAUCUCUGGGUAAUGUGAAUUUCUCGGUAAGUGCAGAGGCCCUGAAGACGGAGCUGUCCUGUGGGAACGAGGUAGCAGUGCUCCCUGAGACAGGACGGAAGGAUACAGUGAUCAAACAGCUGUUAGUGGAGCCUGAAGGGAUUGAGACGGAAGCAACCUUCAACUCUCUGCUCUGUGCAAAUGGAAAUUCAGAAGCAGGGAAGAUUUCCCUGAAGCUUCCACCGAACGUGGUAGAGGGCUCUGCCAGAGCCUAUGUGACAGUGCUGGGCGAUAUCCUGGGCACAGCCAUGCAGAACCUGCAGCAGCUUCUCCAGAUGCCCUUUGGCUGCGGGGAGCAGAACAUGGUCCUGUUUGCCCCCAACAUCUACGUCCUGGACUAUCUGAAUAAGACAGGGCAGCUGAGCGAGGAGACCAAAUCCAAGGCCAUCGGAUACUUAGUCAGUGGUUAUCAGAGGCAGCUGAAUUACAAGCACCUGGAUGGCUCUUACAGCACAUUUGGGGAGCAUUUCAGGCAGCCGGGGAAUACCUGGCUGACGGCCUUCGUCCUCAAGUCCUUCGCGCAGGCCCGCUCUCACAUCUUCAUCGAGGAGAAGCACAUCCAGGAUGCUCUGGCCUGGCUCGCUGGCAAGCAGAAGGACAACGGCUGCUUCCGCAGCUCUGGGAUGCUCCUUAACAAUGCCAUAAAGGGCGGGGUGGACGAUGAGGUCACGCUCUCUGCCUACAUCACCAUCGCACUGCUGGAGAUUCCUCUGCCCAUCACUCACUCUGUGGUCCGUAGUGCUUUAUUCUGCCUGGAGACAGCCACGGACCAGGGAGGAAAGCACGUGUACACGAAGGCACUGAUGGCCUACGCCUUCACCCUGGCAAGGAAGGAGGAGAAGCGCAGGGCACUGUUGGACUCACUUGACAAGGAAGCUGUGAAAGAGGAUGGCUCCGUUCACUGGCAGAGGCCCAGGAAGCAGCCAGAGGCCGAUCUCCCCUUCUAUCACCCCCGUGCUCCCUCCGCUGAGGUGGAGAUGACGUCCUACGUGCUCCUUGCUUACCUCACCGCGCAGCCAGCACCAUCCCAAGGAGACCUGUCAUUAGCAGCUCAAAUUGCAAAGUGGAUCAGCAAGCAGCAGAAUCCCAACGGGGGCUUCUCCUCCACCCAGGACACAGUGGUGGCGCUCCAGGCGUUGUCCCGAUACGGAGCCUCUACUUACACCAAGAGCGGAGGAGCGUCCACAGUGACCCUGCAAUCCACAGGGAAUUUCCAGGCCCAGUUCCAGGUGGAUCACACAAACCGUCUGCUGCUCCAGCGUAUGGCACUGCCAGAGGUGCUAGGGGACUACAGCAUGGGGGUGAGAGGAGAAGGAUGUGUCUACGUGCAGACCAGCCUGAGGUACAAUGUGCUCCCCAAGCCAGAAGAGGCACCGUUCGCGCUGGAGGUGCACGCGGUCCCUGAGACGUGUGACAGCCCCCAGGUCUACAGGACUUUUAGCAUCACCAUAAACAUCAGCUACACAGGGAAACGCCCCGUCUCCAACAUGGUCAUUGUUGACGUUAAGAUGCUGUCAGGAUUCAUCCCUGUGAAGUCAUCAGUGAGGAAGCUGGAAGGACGUCACCACAUCCACCGCACAGAACUGAGCACCAACCACGUGCUGCUCUACAUGGAGCAGGUGAGCAACGUGACUCAGAGUUUCUCCUUCGCGGUGGAGCAGGACUUCCCCGUGCAGAGCCUGAAGCCGGCGGUGGUGAAAGUCUAUGAUUACUACGAGACGGAUGAAUUUGCCAUCGCCGAGUACAGUGCCCCCUGCAGCAAAGCUAAUGUUGAGCAGGAAAAUGCGUGAGUGACGGAGCUGUAUUCUGGGCCCUGCUGGAUCCUCUCUGCUCAUCUCUUCAUGCAGCAAUUCCCCCUGGCAAAGUGGUUUGAUAUAGUGCUGAGGAAAACCCCUCAGCACCAUAUAAUUAAUGUUAUAAAUAAAUUGUCAUGAUUCU